AUGGCUUGCAUUGUUUUUGCUUUUAAGGCUUUGUGUUUGUCUCUCUUAUUCAUCACCGUUGCAAGUACUCGUCCGACCAACAGGCCAAAAGUUUUUAAUGUCCGACGCUAUGGAGCUAUACCUGACGGAAAAACUGAUAAUGCAAAUGCUUUCACAAAUAUAUGGAAAAGCGCAUGCAGAAGAGUAAGUAGUAGUAGUAAGAUCUACGUGCCGAAAGGAACAUUCUAUCUCGGUGGUGUAGAGUUCGUGGGACCAUGCAAAAAUAAGAUUGAAUUUGUCAUCGAUGGAACUUUACUGGCUCCUGCAAACCCUAGAGACAUUAAGCAGGACACAUGGAUCAACUUCAGAUACGUCAAUAAUCUUUAUAUCUCCGGUUCUGGUACACUCGAUGGCCAAGGGAAGCAGUCUUGGCCACUUAAUGACUGCCACAAAAACACCAAUUGUCCUAAGCUAGCUAUGACUAUGGGAUUUGCAUUUGUAAACAACUCAAGAAUCAAUGGGAUAACAUCACUUAACAGCAAAAUGGGACACUUCAACUUUUUCUCUGUUCAUCACUUCAACAUUACCGGUGUCACUAUAACGGCUCCUGACAAUAGCCCCAAUACCGAUGGACUCAAGUUCGGUUCCUCUAGCCACAUUCACAUCUCUAAUACACACAUUGGUACUGGAGACGACUGUAUCGCCAUUCUUUCUGGAACUACUAACAUGGAUAUCUCUAAUGUCAAGUGUGGUCCCGGACAUGGGAUUAGUGUCGGAAGCUUGGGGAAGAACAAAGAUGAGAAAGAUGUUAAGGACUUAAUAGUAAGAGAUACAAUUUUUAACGGCACAAGCGAUGGUAUUCGGAUUAAGACUUGGGAAUCUUCGGCGUCCAAGAUCGUCGUUUCUAAUUUUGUGUACGAGAAUAUUCAGAUGAUUAAUGUUGGAAAACCAAUCAACAUUGAUCAGAAGUAUUGUCCUCAUCCACCUUGUGAAAAGAAGGGAGAGUCUCACGUUCAGAUACAAAACCUUAAGUUAAGGAACAUAUAUGGAACGUCGAAGAAUAAAGUGGCAGUGAAUCUACAAUGUAGCAAGAGCUUUCCAUGCAAGAAUGUUGAACUCAUUGACAUUAAUCUAAAGCAUAAUGGAGUCAAAGCUGGUUCUUCCACUGCUGUGUGUAAGAAUGUUGAUGGUUUUGCUAGUGGGAAGAUGGUUCCUAAACACUGUUUGGGUUAA
This is a messenger RNA of Eutrema salsugineum, 1212 nucleotides long. RefSeq names its product exopolygalacturonase. The record is from RefSeq and is a predicted model, not a curated record. Lineage: Eukaryota; Viridiplantae; Streptophyta; Magnoliopsida; Brassicales; Brassicaceae. Bases 1 to 1212 code for a protein of 403 amino acids. Gene Ontology annotation, molecular function: polygalacturonase activity. The transcript is spliced from 4 exons. Gene Ontology annotation, biological process: carbohydrate metabolic process.